AUGGUUGCAAAGAGCGCAGCGAAAUCUCGUGCCACCACUCCUGAAUACUCUCUUAGAUCUCGAUCCCGAACCUCCGACCGCUCUGCCAAGUCUCAGGUCUUCGGAUCGCCUCCUCCUACUCCCAGCAGAAUUUACGGGAGGAAAUCCAAAGCUCGUUCUUAUAUGAAUACACCUUCGCGUCUUCGCGGGCCUUCAGCAGCAUCUACUUCGAGCACGCCUUUACACUAUCGUAGAUCCCUAGCAGACCCGAUGCCUUCCUAUACGAUGCAAAGCCUGGCGCUUGACUAUGAACUUCCUGUUCUUCCUGAAACACCUUCAGACUCAUCUGCUUCGUCGUCGUUUGACUUGACCUCUAUCGCAAGCUCAUCUCCAUCCACGAACUCGUCGGACUCAAACAGAGUUGAAGAAUCCGGGCUGGACGUGGAUUCUGAUUCUGAUGACGAACCGGUGUUCAUUUCGAGAAUUAUGCCAAUCCAAUCGUCGGCUUUCCGCGACAGUGACAUUAUGGACAAGCUUCGCCAAGUUCGUUUGGAUCUUGAGAAUGCCCGUAAGGGAUGUUUCACUCCCAUUCCUAACUAUUUUAUUCAAUCUCAUCUCGAUAAUAUGUUGCGGCUGGAAGGCAUCCCAACUCCCUCUCGUCAGCCGUUGCAGUGGCCGCUCAAAUUUCAAUCUGGGCCCACUCCAUUACCCUUCCCACCCAGCGCUGCGACGUUCCCAGUCUAA
Molecule: messenger RNA, 723 nt
Organism: Lentinula edodes (shiitake mushroom)
Lineage: Eukaryota; Fungi; Basidiomycota; Agaricomycetes; Agaricales; Omphalotaceae
Exons: 4
Coding region: 1-723 (240 amino acids)
Source: RefSeq, a predicted model, not a curated record